Molecule: messenger RNA, 874 nt
Organism: Beta vulgaris subsp. vulgaris (sugar beet)
Lineage: Eukaryota; Viridiplantae; Streptophyta; Magnoliopsida; Caryophyllales; Amaranthaceae
Product: ferredoxin C 1, chloroplastic
Exons: 1
Coding region: 116-556 (146 amino acids)
Biological process (GO): electron transport chain
Molecular function (GO): 2 iron, 2 sulfur cluster binding; electron transfer activity
Source: RefSeq, a predicted model, not a curated record
GAGAAAGAUUUAGGACCUUAUCCAACCCGCUACCACACAAUCCUCCUACCCUCUCAAACCAACACUUGACCAGAUCCCUUUCCCCCCUGAAGCUUACCGGCAUAACAAAUUAACAAUGUCAACUCUCUGUUUCACAUCAACUUCUCUGCUCACCCUCACAACUCAAAUACAACCCCAACUCAAUAAGCACUACUCUUCCUGCACCUUCUCUUGCCGACCUGCACGAAUACCUUCCCUCAUUUGUGCCUACAAAGUAAUGAUAGAGCACGAAGGUAAAGCCACAGAGCUCGAGGUUGAUCCCGACGAGAGCAUCCUUACUAAGGCGCUCGAUAGCGGGAUCGAUAUUCCAAAUGACUGCAAACUUGGAGUUUGUAUGACAUGCCCUGCCAAGCUCUUGAGCGGGAAGGUUGAUCAGAGUGAGGGGAUGCUUAGUGAUGAUGUGAUUGAACGAGGAUAUGCUCUUUUGUGUGUUGCUUACCCACGAUCAGAUUGCACUAUUAGAACCAUUCCUGAAGAGGAGUUGCUCUCUCUUCAAUUAGCCACUGCUAAUGACUAAUAUUAUGGUCUCUUGUAUUUGGUAAUCUAUAAAGCAUGAAAACUUCUCCAUACUUGGAUUUCCCUGUUACCAAAAUCAUUCCAUUUCCAAAACCCCAGUUGUUUCGGUGCUUAUGAAUCCUGAAACUCGCUGGGAUCUGAGGUUUGUCAGUUGUUUCCGUGCUACAUAGUUAUUUUGGCUAUGCAGUGUUUGUCCUCUGUAAACGCAUUGGUGUAAGUGAUAAUUAGGUGACUGAAAAUGCUACAUAAAGAUGCUAAUUAAACCCAUUUGUUUUGUUUCCUAUUGUGUUGAGAAAAAGGUACCGAAAUUUUGGCAUUA